Molecule: messenger RNA, 2176 nt
Organism: Tuber melanosporum (Perigord truffle)
Lineage: Eukaryota; Fungi; Ascomycota; Pezizomycetes; Pezizales; Tuberaceae
Exons: 5
Coding region: 128-1792 (554 amino acids)
Biological process (GO): autophagosome organization; autophagy; peptidyl-serine phosphorylation
Cellular component (GO): cytoplasm; autophagosome
Molecular function (GO): protein serine/threonine kinase activity; ATP binding
Source: RefSeq, a predicted model, not a curated record
GGGAAUUCAGCCUCAAAACCUUAACCCCCUGAGUUGCUCUUGGGUACCUAAAUCACCAUCGCGACGCGACCCUCUCCUCUGCCUUCUAUAACAUCAGUGCUGUACAGUGCUUCGUUCUUCAGGACCCAUGGUUGUGAAGACCGCGGAUCAGCAUAUGCGAGAAAGCCGUGGGGUUCCGCUAAGGCUCCUACGUCGACGUUCGAACAUUUCGUCCGCGGAUAAACGCAGCAACUUGACCCCCUCAGAAGAAACUGGUCCUCGCUUUAGGUUGAUUAACGAUAACGAAAAGCGGGGAUGGUCGUAUAUUCCUGCACGACCGCUUGAUCCCGAAUCAUCAAUAUCCGAGUCGGGGGAGGCGGAUAAAUAUUCGUGCUUUGGUGACUCGGACGAUGAGGAGGGGCACAAGCCAGCGGUACCUUGGUUUGGGCCGCAAAACAAGAGGACUGAGCAGAAAGGGGACAGGAAUAAUGACGGGGGGCAUGGGUUGCGGCGCGUGGGGAGUAUUGAAGUGUCCUCCGGUCGGAACGAGAUGCGCACACCUCAACCUCGCCCGUUAAGAACAUUACAGAGCAUGAAUGAUCUGCGACCCGGAAUGGUACAGGAUAACAUUGCGUCCAUCUUUGAGACGCCGAGAUUACAAAAGUCGCAAACAUUUCCACGUUCGGAGCGUCCACAGCUGAGGGCAAUGGCGAGGGCGCCCAGCCCCGUGCGCGAGCAGGAUGAAACCGCACCGGAGAAAUUUGAUCACCAACAAGACUCCAAGUUUGAUUCUUGUAAGUUGCAAUCUUACUUUCGCGGUAGUUUUAUAGAACAUGUUGUUUGGCGCUCCAAGUCCCAGUGCGAGAUCACGAAAUGGGAUCGAAGCGGGCUACUAGGACGUGGGACAUUCGGAACCGUUUGGCUGGAAAAAGAGAGCCGGCGGGGGACGCUACGGGCACUAAAAGAAAUGCGGAAGGAUGUUAUAGGACAAGACUAUAACCGAGAGAUACUUGCCUUAGUAAAACUGAAGAAAUAUGACAAAUACUUUGUCCAAUUCUUCGGAUGGUUCGAGGAUCCCCAGUGUAUAUACCUUGCAAUGGAGUAUAUCGCACUAGGUGACCUGGAUCAAUGUUUUCGAAAAAAGACAUUCACAGAAGGACGAGCCAAGCUCUUGGCAUGGCAAUUACUGCAAGGGCUGGCCAUCAUGCACGAGAACGGGUUUACCCACCGAGACUUAAAGCCACAGAAUAUUUUGCUGGUAUCUUACUAUCCCUUAUGGGUGAAGAUUGGAGAUUUUGGCGUGACGAAACGCAUCAUUCACGACGAAACCGCACUCAGGACCAGUGUCUGGACUAUGCACUACGGAGCUCCAGAAACGCUGGGCUUAACUGACGCCGAGACUUCAGAAUACACCAACGCAGUUGACCUCUGGUCCCUAGGUUGUGUCCUGCAUAAGGCCUUGACCAAUACCACGCCCUUCACAAAUAUGAGGGCUUUUUCGGCAUUUUGUCAUCAACUCAUCGUGUUUCCUUCCGCCAAGCUUUACGAGAGCGACGUUAGCCAUUCGGGGAUUGAUUUUAUCUUGAAACUUAUGGCAUUGGAUCCGUCGUUGAGGCCAGCUGCAGAGGAAGCACUGAAGUUGGAGUGGUUCAAGCCCAAAAGGGUUGUCGCAGAGGCCGGGAAUGGACCGGGAGCGGGAUUUUCGGGGAAGAGCCCCAGGUCGCCGCCUACUACGCUGUUGCCCCAGCCGCCGCGAUGGGUGUCUUCCCCAGCUGCCAGAUGCAACUGCCAGAACUGCCUGCAUUACUCUUGACGUGUCGCUUCGCUCAGGGACUUGAGUGCCUCGGCGGAGGAUGGGCUUUCGAACUUUGACUACCAUUCGAACCUUAGCUGACAGUUUUCUAUUGAUUUUGGAUUCUUGCUGGUGUUUUCUUUUUUUUUUUCUUUCCGAAACUCCGCCAGAGAGGAUGUGUAGGUGGUGUACGGUACUUACUUUUUACUUUCGCACUGUUUAUUUUUGUACUGUUUCGUGUCUAUAUCGUUUUUGGGUGCGAUGUUGUAGGAUCGGUGGUGAUGUACUUCAAGAUUGAUUCCAGGAUAUACGGGUCGGGAGGGAUGAGGGCUAUUGCUCAAAAGGUUGAUCUCUCAAUGAGAAUAAAGGGAGAGCCCCACACUUUAUACCAUUGGCUAGAAAAAA